AUGCACGAUAACAAAGUCGUCAUUUUCGAUCGCACAGAUUUUGGCCCCUCCAACAUCUCCCUCCCUGCUGGUCGCUGCCGUUUUGACCCCAACGACGAAGCCCUUGAAAUAGAUUGCACUGCACACUCCAUCGUUUACGAUACUAUCACUGACACCUACCGUCCCCUAAUGGUCCAAACGGACACUUGGUGUUCCUCUGGGGCAGUUUUACCCAACGGAACCCUAGUCCAAACUGGGGGAUACCAUGAUGGUGACAAUGUAACACGCAUGUUUACUCCAUGCGCAAAUGACAUUUGUGAUUGGGUUGAGUUUCCAAACUAUCUAUCAAGGAGAAGAUGGUAUGCAACUAAUCAAAUCUUACCUGAUGGACGGAUUAUCAUUAUCGGCGGUCGAAGGCAAUUUAGCUACGAGUUCUUCCCUCGCCCUUCUCCUCGUCGCCAAACUUUUCAGCUCCGUUUUCUGAUAGAAACAAGGGAGGGUAACGUUGAAAACAAUUUGUACCCGUUCGUCCACCUCUUGCCGGAUGGGAACUUGUUCAUUUUUGCUAAUACACGAUCGAUAUUGUUUGACUACAAUCAAAAUCGUGUGGUUAGAGAAUUUCCCCAGAUCCCAGGAGAUGAUCCUCGCAAUUAUCCCAGUACCGGAUCAUCAGUUCUCUUGCCUUUAGAUGAAAAUGAAUACAGGAUAGACCCUGAAGUUAUGGUUUGUGGAGGUGCGCCAAGAGGUGCAUUCCAACAAGCUGUACAUGGAACCUUUGUACGUGCAAUUUCCACAUGCGGACGACUCAGGGUCACUGAUCAAAACGCUAGCUGGGCCAUGGAAACCAUGCCGAUUCCACGAGUAAUGGGCGAUAUGCUACUUCUUCCCACCGGGGACAUCAUUAUAAUCAAUGGAGCUCAAUUAGGCACUGCAGGGUGGGAAUAUGGGCGCCAGGCAGUAACCAGACCUGUCAUGUACCAUCCAUCCCGUCCGUCCGACCAGCGUUUCUCAGUCAUGGCACCAUCACCACGUCCAAGAAUGUAUCAUUCAGCAGCAAUUCUACUAACUGAUGGUCGAGUUUUAGUUGGUGGUAGUAACCCUCACAUUACCUAUAACUUCACCGACGUAUUCUAUCCAACGGACCUAAGCCUGGAGACCUUUUCGCCACCAUAUUUAUCAACUCACUAUGCGUCAAUAAGACCAGUGAUUUGUUCUGUAGAUGAGACUGUAAGUCCUGGGCAGAGAUUUUGGGUAAGUUUCUCGGUGGAAGAGUAUUUAAAAGAAAGUUUAUUAUCAGUAAGAAUAGUUGCACCAUCGUUUACAACACACUCAUAUUCCAUGAAUCAAAGGAUGGUGGUGCUGAAGAUUGAUGGCAUUAUUGAUAACGAUACAUCAUCAUACACUUUGAGUGUAGUUGGACCAUCAUCAGUUGAGAUUGCUCCACCAGGGUACUAUUUGCUGUACGUCGUGCAUUCUGGUAUACCUAGUUCUGGUGUGUGGGUGAGGAUCAUACAGUGA
Dovyalis caffra is the source of this 1497-nucleotide messenger RNA. The record is from the annotation of a GenBank genome assembly. NCBI's taxonomy places the organism in Eukaryota, Viridiplantae, Streptophyta, Magnoliopsida, Malpighiales, Salicaceae.